This is a messenger RNA of Aphis gossypii (cotton aphid), 3865 nucleotides long. RefSeq lists its product as uncharacterized. Lineage: Eukaryota; Metazoa; Arthropoda; Insecta; Hemiptera; Aphididae. Bases 118 to 1776 code for a protein of 552 amino acids. The transcript has 12 exons. The record is from RefSeq and is a predicted model, not a curated record.
ACAUUUUGUUUACUUUGAAAUAAAGAUUAUAAAAGUAAUAAUUAUUCAAAAAAGAAAUAUUUUUUUUCGAAUCUAUAUUAUAGGUACAACACAAGAUUCUCGUAAGUAAGAAACGAGAUGAGAGAAUCUAGGAAUAGCAGUGAAAUGUCACAAGUCAAGUUGAGCCAAAAGAAUAAAGACCCAGAGAGUGCAAUAAGUUGUUUAACCACAAAUAACUUUUCUGUGCCAGCGGUGGAGUUAAACACGAAGAAGAAAAACACAGCAUUAGACGAGAUGAGAGAAUCUUGGAACAGAAUCAAAAUGUUAAAAAACAAGUCAAAACUAAAGAAAACACACGAGCCAAAAGCUGAUGUUUCUAUACCAGUGAUGAAGCCAAACACUUAUAAUGAAACCAUAGAUUUAGAUCGGGUAAAAGAAAUUCAAAAAAGGUUGCCGUUUUUGCAGGUAAUCCCGGAGUCACUUAUUCAAAUUUUAAUGACUGAAAAGAAACAAGACAACAUGACAAUAACAAAAACGAAUGUACAAAAUCUGAUGCCAAUAAAACAAGCAUCAGCAACUAGUUUAGCCACAAAUAAUAAUUUUGGGCCGGAGCUGGAAACAAACCCUAUUAUAAAAGAUAUGGAACACCUAUUAUUAGAACUUCAGAAAAGUAGUGAAAUGAUACAAGAAUUAAUACCGAUACAAACGAAUACGGACGAACAAAAUGCAGAACCUGAUACGCAGUCAAUAAAACACACACCACCAGCUACGUUAACCACAAAUGUUAAGAAACCAAAAACGAAGAAAAAAAACAUAGCAUUAAAAAAAAAUCAGAAUCGAGAAAUGGCACAAACCAAGGUCAAAAAACCAAUACAAAUGAAUACAGACGAUCAAACCGCAGAACCAGCCACGGCGCCAAUAAAAAAUGAACCAGCUAUUUUAACCAUAAAUAAUGUUUCUUUACCACAGGAGAAACCAAAGUCGACAAAAGAAAGUAUUGAAUACUUAUUAAAGGAUUGGAAAAAAAUUAAAAAUAAUGAACCGAAACAAGCCCAACUCACUCAAAAUAAUAUGAAAACACCAAUUGCGAAACCGACGACGAUGUUAAUAAAACACAACCCAGCUUCUUUAAAAUCAAAUAAUGUUUUCUUGCCAUUAGAUAAACCGAAAAUAACGACGAAAAUUGAACGAUUAGACGAGAUAAGAAAAUUAUGGAAUGACAAUCACACGAUACAAUAUAAGUCAAGAAAAACGAGUAGAAAUAAAAUGCAAAAUGCAAAACUUGCCUGUUCAACCAAAGAUAUUUUUUCUCUGCUAUUGGAGAAACCAAAAUCAAUGGAUGACUACAUACAAGGCGCAAUAGAAGAGUUAAGAAAAUAUGAGAAGAACUACCACCUUGUUAUACAUCAGCAGAAUACGAUCAAUAAAAGAGUAAAAUCGAACAGCAUCUGGACGAAACAUUCAACACCUAGUUUAACAACAAGUAAAGUUUCCUUACCAGUGGAUAAACCUAAAAAGAAAAAUAGAAAUAUAGAAAAUAUAGACUACCUAUUAGCUAAGAUGAAAAAUAUUCAGGAAAGAUAUGGCUUUAAGCCGAUGAUAUUUAAACCGACAGCAAAGAUUAUUAAUAAAUUGCCAAUUGUGAGACGUGUCAAAAUGUCAAAAAAACACGCUGUACCAUCUCGUUUAACCAGUAUUUCUAUGCCAAUGAAUAGACCAAAAAUCAUGAAAAAUAACAUCUCAUUUAAUUCGUCCGGAACACUUAAGAAUGGCAGUAAACCAGCGUGGAAGUUUUAGCAACUUGCAGUAUCUAUAGGUAUAUACCUAUUUGCAAUAUCAAUAUUUGGUAGUGCCAGAAAAUGACAACAUUCAGUUAUACUGGUAGCAGUAUAAUAAAUAAUUUACUAAAUAAUGACUAUUUAAAUAGACAUUAAGAAUUAGGACUAAGUAGAACACAAUUUAUUUUCUAUAAAUAAGCUAAUUAUAAUUAUAUUCAUUAAUUUCUAACUAACCCAAAAUGGAGUAAUACUAGUUUUAUGACUUUUGAUUUAACUAAACUAUACGAGUAGAAUAUAAAUAAUUUAUUGGAGAAAAUAAAACAUUAAUAUAGUAAAAUAAUAAAAAUACAGUCUCGUGACAAUAUAAAACAUAUAACAAAAUACCUACUUAAAUACAAAUAUAAGAAAAAUGUCCCCCCUGAAGUUCUUAUAAAUAAACCACGGCAAACUCUUUAAUGAUGAUUUAAACGUUGUAUUAAAGUUGAUUAUUCUUAGAUCACGGUAAGAUUUCAGAAUAACAAAAAAUAUAUAAAAUUAAAAUAAAUACAUUUCUUUACAUUAUUUAAUGUGUAUCAAAGCAUUUUUAACUACGCGUAAGACAUUCAUAACUUAAAUGUUUAAUAAUUGUAAAUGUAAACAUUUCUCUUUAAAAGAAAAUUUUAAAGAAAACAAAUAACUUUGAGCUCAAAAUUCACAACUUAUAGUCAAAAGAAACUUAUGGAACACCAUAAAAAUUAAAAACUCUUGGAAAUGCUAAACAAUUGAAAAUGUGUCACUUACACACACAAGACACACCUAUAAUUUUUCUACUAUAGCAGAUAGUAUUUUAAUUUUAGAUUCUAUAUGAAAAUUAAUUAAAAGUUUCUGUUAGGUAUUACAAAUACAUUUAAAAUCUUAAAAAGAAUAAGAAGUCUUUGACAACAUUAAACAUUUAAAAGUCACUUACACACACAAGAGUACAAGACACACCUAUGAUUACAUUACUAAAUUAAUAUUUUAAUAAUAAUUUUUUUUAUUUUAUUUUUUGUUGUACAAUCUGUGAAAAUAUUUUUACAAUAAGUACAAGUGAGAAAAUUUGUUAACAAUAUUUGCAAAUAAGUAAAUAUGGAGACAGUAGUCAAGAUCGAAGAAGCCAACCGUUGUUGGGACUUGAAUAAUUUGCAGUCCUUAAAACUGUUUGGAUAAAUAUGGUAUUCUUGGAGUGUGUGGUUAAAGACAUAAUAUGGAGCUAUUUUUAUUUACCGGAGACAUUUGGAUCUAAAUCUAAAAAAUAAACUACUAAUAUAUGAUGUAUGAAAAUGGUGCUCAAACCUAGGUAUGGACCUAUGACAUAGGUACAACACUGGGGAACUGUCCACCCAUCCAAUAUCAAAAUAAUACUAACGUUCCAAUCCAAAUGUCUCCGGUAAAUAAAAAUAGCUCCAUAUUAUGUCUUUAACCACACACUCCAAGAAUACCAUAUCUAUCCAAACAGUUUUAAGGACUGCAAAUUAUUCAAGUCCCAACAACGGUUGGCUUCUUCGAUCUUGACUACUGUCUCCAUAUUUACUUAUUUGCAAAUAUUGUUAACAAAUUUUCUCACUUGUACUUAUUGUAAAAAUAUUUUCACAGAUUGUACAACAAAAAAUAAAAUAAAAAAAAUUAUUAUUAAAAUAUUAAUUUAGUAAUGUAAUCAUAGGUGUGUCUUGUACUCUUGUGUGUGUAAGUGACUUUUAAAUGUUUAAUGUUGUCAAAGACUUCUUAUUCUUUUUAAGAUUUUAAAUGUAUUUGUAAUACCUAACAGAAACUUUUAAUUAAUUUUCAUAUAGAAUCUAAAAUUAAAAUACUAUCUGCUAUAGUAGAAAAAUUAUAGGUGUGUCUUGUGUGUGUAAGUGACACAUUUUCAAUUGUUUAGCAUUUCCAAGAGUUAUUAAUUUUUAUGGUGUUCCAUAAGUUUCUUUUGACUAUAAGUUGUGAAUUUUGAGCUCAAAGUUAUUUGUUUUCUUUAAAAUUUUCUUUUAAAGAGAAAUGUUUACAUUUACAAUUAUUAAACAUUUAAGUUAUGAAUGUCUUACGCGUAGUUAAAAAUGCUUUGAUACACAUUAAAUAAUGUAAAGAAAUGUAUUUAU